AUGUGUGUAUGUGACAAAUAAAAUUUGAUGUGAUUUAAUUUAAUGACAUGGGUUAUUAACAUAGUGAAAUUUUGGUGUAAAAAUACAUUUCACAGGAAGUAUAAAUAGGAAGUGAACCUGACUAAAAUAAAAAAAGGACUUGAGCACUCUAGACAACAGCGACAGCAUUUCACUGCUGAGAGGUACAUAAGAGACUAAGAUGUCAUUUAGUUGCUGGUUGUUGUGCAUCUAUUCCCUCUGGCUUAAAGUAUCUCCAGCUGAGAGCAAGUCAUGGGAUGCUGAGGUUCCUCAAUCUGUGAUUGGCCUUGAGGGCUCAUGUGUAGUGAUUCCCUGCCUGUUUAAUUACCCUGGUACAGACAGGCAAGCUUCACAAUUCACAGGAAUCUGGUCCACAGUAUCUAAUGAAAAUGUCUACCAUUCCACUGCCUCCAAAAUUAGCAAAACAUUUGAGCAUCGCACGAGCCUCUUGGGCAACUUAAACCAACGAAACUGCUCUCUGAAAAUCGACCAUUUGCGUCAUGCUGACAGCGGCCAAUUAAUGUUCCGGGUUGAGAUUGCAGAUUUCGACAAAUACUCAUUCCAUCAAAGUAAAGUGUCUAUUACAAUAAAAGAUUCUCCAGGUCAACCUACUCUAUCCAUCCCAGAAGAAAUUAGUUCACGGAAAAGGGUGACUGCCAGCUGUAUAGUGUAUCACUCAUGUCCCUCUAAUCCACCCAACUUUACCUGGAGCCACAAAGGAACAGUUAGCACCCAAUCGCUGCAGCAAACCAAUGGCCAGUGGAAAAUGACAUCGUCUCUGAACUUUAUACCCUCAAAAACAGACCACAAGAAAGCUCUCAGCUGCACAGCUGUUUUUCAGGGAGGCAAGAAAGGUACCGACAUGACAACUCUAGAAGUAAAAUAUCCUCCAGAAAAUGUUUCCGUCAUUUCAAAGGACUCAGUGGCCGAGGGCAGCACAGCGAACAUGACCUGCUCCAGUGACAGUAAUCCUGCUCCUCACACAUACCACUGGUUUAGUGAGGCUGGGAUCUUGCUGUCAGAAGGACACACAUUCAUACUGAAGAAUGUGUCCAGACACAUAGGAACCAUCUAUUGUGCAGCCAUUAACACAGAGGGACACACUAACUCCAGUCCAACACAGCUCAAUGUAUUGUAUCCUCCUGAGAUUAAAGCUGGCUUAUCUUGUACUUUGGGAGCCUCAGGAAUGACGUGUCAGUUUGCAAUAGAUUCUCAUCCUGCCAGUGAAAUCAAGUUGUGGGGUGCAGAUCCGUCAUCAGAGCUCCAAACCCGCGAAGAAAAACACGGCACUCUGACUAUAGUGACCCUACAGGUGGCGCUAGGCUUCUCUGACACUGUGCACUGCCAAGCCACUAACAGCCAAGGGAACUACACCCUGAAUUUACAAGUGCCAUACAACCCUGAGCCAAACAACAGCAUGCUACUGUACAUAUCAUACGCUGCCACUUCCAUUUUUGUGAUGAUCAUGAUCGUGGGCUUCUCUGUGUGGAUAAUAAAACGCUGUAGGAGGACUGAAGCUCCCUUAACACUACAGCCAAAGAUGGAAAUGAAUGCGAGCAGCCAGUAUGAGCCAAAAAGGAAAUGUACAGAUCUGAACCCAAGCUAUGACGGAAGUGAGCAUGUGUACGGCAACAUGGCACUUGAUGAUCCAUAUGCAGAGGAGUAUCCCUAUGAAUAUGCUAGUGAAUACGAAGAAACGUAUGCUAAUGUGUGAACGCCAAAGAAUUUUGUUCGGUGAAGGAGUAAAAGAUGAUAUGAUGAAUUUUUUUAAAGUAUAAAUUUUUUAAUUAUAAGUAAGUAUUUGAAUUUAUCCUUGAACAUAAUAUAAUUUAUUAGAUUACAAUAACAUAAUAUAUAUUAUACAUUCAUUCAUUCAUUCAUUCAUCUUCUACCGCUUAUCCGAACUACCUCGGGUCACGGGGAGCCUCAGGCGUCAUUGGGCAUCAAGGCAGGAUACACCCUGGACGGAGUGCCAACCCAUCGCAGGGCAUAUAUUAUACAGUAACAAUCUAAUUAUAGUACAGGUUCAAUAAAUAAUUUUUUAAAAAACAAAUCUUACAAAUACAGUUUUCAUAUAGUCUGCUUUUAAAUUCUGCAUAUCCUCACUGUUAGGCGGAAUCCUCGUAUCUCCAAAACUGUUAUUUUUCAGGAAAUUAAAAAAACACCCGUACACACGUACCUUAUCUGCAGUGCACAGGGUUUAGUCCGCGUUGCAGUGGAUUGUCUUGCGCUAAAUUCCUGUCUUCAGACGAGCACCAGAACUAGCGGGGGGUCAAGAUUUUUUUUUCUUUGAGCCCAGUGUUUUGAAGACAUUUACCUCAAAAGACGUGUUGAUUCGUUGUGACUUUUAUUUAGGAGAAAUAUGCCGCGAAGCUCUCCCGCGGAGUGAGGAAGAGGUGGACAGUUGAAGUGGAGAUUUGCGCUCAAGCUAUUUUCAAGACUUUAGAUUGGUUAAUAACUUGUAAAAAUAACAGACCCACGUGGGGACUGACCAAUAGCAUCGAUAUGUGAAAAAAUAUGAAAUUGACCAAAUUUGGACAUACGAGGUUUCCGCCCGACAGCGACGAUAUAUACUUUUUUGUAUUUCAAGUCUUAUAGUAAAUUAUUUCAAUAUGAUUAUUUUUUGUUUGCAUGAAUUUAACCAUAAUUUUGCCAUAACUAAUCUAAUGGUUAAUUGCAUUUAAUGUUCUGAAUGACUAAAACAGGAUUAUUAAGAAUGCAUUGCUAAGAAGACAUUGCACAUUUCUAAAAUAAAUACUUAAAUAGAGAAGAA
Tachysurus vachellii is the source of this 2791-nucleotide messenger RNA. Its product is annotated as myelin-associated glycoprotein-like. NCBI's taxonomy places the organism in Eukaryota, Metazoa, Chordata, Actinopteri, Siluriformes, Bagridae. The transcript is spliced from 10 exons. The record is from RefSeq and is a predicted model, not a curated record. The coding region runs from base 200 to 1732 and encodes 510 amino acids.